This is a messenger RNA of Doryrhamphus excisus (bluestripe pipefish), 8807 nucleotides long. RefSeq names its product pecanex 1 (gene pcnx1). Gene Ontology annotation, cellular component: membrane. The record is from RefSeq and is a predicted model, not a curated record. Lineage: Eukaryota; Metazoa; Chordata; Actinopteri; Syngnathiformes; Syngnathidae.
AGCACGAAAAAUUGUACAUUUACUCGCAAGAUGUAAAAUUAGAGUUUUCGGCCGAGGAGCAUCCGAGUGGGUAGAUAAUCCGGAUUUAUACAGCGUAAACCCCACGAGAAAGCACGACCCCAAACACGAAUAAAUCGCAUUUUGGGCACUUUGUAGCCUAAACUGUUACCGACUUAAAGGUGACACGGAAAAUGUCACAUUGGUGUGAAAUGCUAAAGUCAGUAUGGGAGUGGGGAUAUUUCCGGGUGUUUAAAGGCUGCACGCUGUAAAGCCACGAAGAAGAAGUGCUCGCAGGGCGUGGUGGGAUACUUGUCUCGUUCACUGGAGGACUCCAAGCGGCGCCCGGGCUGGCUGCCUGCUAGCAGCGGAGAGGAAGAUGGCUGCGGCGGCUGAGGGGAUUUUCAGGCCAGCGUCUGGAAGCGGGACGCGGUUCGUCAUGUUCGAAUACUAAAGUGACUCCGCCGCGGGUCCGUUUGUCUAGAAGCGGCCAUGGGCUCUCAAACCCUCCAGAUCCUCAGGCAGGGGGUUUGGGCUUCAAUCACCGGCGGAUGGUACUACGACCCCGACCAGAAUACGUUCGUCAACGCGCUCCAUCUCUACAUCUGGCUCUUCCUGCUGUGUUUCCCCUUCACGCUGUACAUGGCCUUGCCGUCCACCAUGGUCAUUGUGGGGAUCUACUGCGGUGUCAUCGCCGCCAUGUUCCUGCUGCUGAAGACGCUCAACUACCGACUCCACCACGCCCUGGACGAGGGCGAGGUGGUGGAGCUCCAGGCCAAGAAGACGCAAAGUGGCCGAAGCGGCGCCGAGGGGGCGAACGACGGGCGUGGUGGCGGCGGGACACGUCGCCGAGACGGCAACGGUCCCGGGGACCCCGGAGGGGGGAUGGAGAUGACAGACUUGAUCAGGCAAGCGACACCCCCGGUGGACUGCAGUUCAAGGAAUUCUUCCAUCGGGAUGGAGUCCAAGCAGCAGAUGCUGUCCUCCACCUUGGGUAGAGCAACUGGAGCCAAAGAUGUGGGGAAGACCUGCGAUGACAUCAGCUUGACUCUCGUGGAGCGCUGCAGUCACGACCACGAUUUGCUUUCGGACACAAAGAUGUACUGCCUGGUUGCCAAUGACUCCUUCGCCUCCCUGCAGCCGUCCACCUCCUUGUGUCCUUCCGAGCUUUCCAGGGAAGCCGCAGAGCUCUGCACCCCCGCUGCUUGUCACUACAGCCUGUCCUCCUGCGACACGGACGGAGCCCCUCACGCGUCCACGCAGUCCUUUAGGAAAGAGCCUCGUUCGCGGGGUCUGCCUCGGACGUCCAGCUCAGCAGGUUCUGCGUUCCCUGACCCCGGUCUGCCGGACUUUGCCGUGUACUCGCAGGCCAGACGGGUCGGCCUCGACACCGUGUGCGAGCUGGAGGCCGCGAGGCCACACCGGACCAGGCUAUGCGGCGGGGAGGCGUCUGAGCGUGUCUACCGGCCGGACGGAGCGCCGGCUACCACCUCGGGAAUGGAAUGUUGUGGACACAAAGACACGCACAGGGUGUGUCGGUCUGCUUCCGGGGAUGCUGGAGAGGGCGGCUCGGGUCUGUACCAAGGGGACAUGUUGAGCGGAAGCGGGAGAUGCUCUUCUGCGGGAGGCAAAUCCCGCCGAGGUGAGCGUAGCGCAGAGAGCCUACGCAGCCUCAGCACUCGCAGCAGCGGCUCCACCGAGAGCUACUGCAGCGGCACGGACCGAGACACCAACAGCACCGUCAGCAGCUUCCACAGCGAGCAGACCAGCUCCACGCACGUGGAGAGCCUGCUCUCGCUCUCAGGGGAGGAGCCGCGGGACGGUGGAGAUGCGGGAUGCGUUCAUACAGACGCUAGGAUAUCAAACACGGGUGUGAGUAACCAGGCCAACAAGAACCCUCACGCCAACGAGCUGACUCUUGACCCGCCGGUGGAGACUGCGUCCUCUGCGGCUGCCGUCUGUGCCCAGGAAGACCCUGGCAUCAGGACCGGUGGCUCAGCUGGAGCAGAGCAGGGGGACGGAAAAGGUGGCACGUCGUCAAAUCUAGUACAAAGGACUUGCUCUCUGUCGACAGGCCGCAGCGGGCGGCGGCGUACGGGGAAGAAAAGGGCGAGCAGCUUUGACGCCAGCCGCCACCGGGAGAAUAAGCCCGUUCACGGGCUGGCCAAGCCUUGCAGCGCCGUGUUUACGGGCGCCGGAGAGGGGGACUCCAGCGACCAGAGCGAACUGAGCUGUGCGUCCAGUCUGCGUUCCACCCACCAUCUGAGCACCGACAGCUCCUCCAGCGCCACCUCGCGGGCCUGCCACUCACCCGAGGGGCGAUACCGUGCCCUCAAAGCCAAGCACAUUGUAACCAGCGCCUCAGCGGCGUCUGAGUCGAGAACACGACCUGGAGGUAGGCGGCGUGCCUCCCGCCGCGCCCUCAGCACAGGCAGCGGCAGGACGCACGCACGAGUGUUGAGUUUGGACAGCGGUACCGCCGCCCGCCUUAACGACCCCGCUCGCCUCGGAGCUCCUGUCGGGCCCCGAGCGCUUACCACCUCCAAGUCGGACUUGGAAGCCAAAGAAGGGGAGGUGCUGGAUGCCGUGUCCCUGCUGGGUCGCGCCUCCCAGCUGGAGUCGGUGACCCGCUCCAGGAACAGUCUACCCAGCCAGGCGGUGUUCUCCGAGCCUCUGGACGUCGCUGCUGCUUGCCUGCGGGCCCCUGGCGGCGAGGAGACGGUGGUAUUCCGGCGCGAGCGUAGCACGUUUCGCCGGCAGGCGGUGCGGCGGCGGCACAAUGCAGGGAGUAACCCCACGCCGCCCUCCUCCCUCAUUGGAUCUCCUCUCAGUCUUCAGGAGGCGCUGAGCCAGGCCUCCCAGCCAUGCGCUUCCCAGGUGAAAAAGCAGCCUUCUCGAACGGCGUCCCAGGUGACAGUGCUGAGCACGAGCGCCUCCCUGCUGGCCAGGAACGGAAGCGCGCACCUGGAUGUCUCUCAGGACAAGGCCUCUACCGUCGGCGCCACCAGCUUACAGGAUGACCUGGGAAAACUGACGCCCUCCUUGUACGAGGCUGUCGGCUGUGAUGUGUCCCUGGUCAACUUUGACACGGUAACCAGACGAGCCUCCAACAACAUUUGGGAAACGGACUCCCACCUCUCCAGUUCUACCUCAGUACGCUUUUACCCUCAUGACCUGCUCUCCCUCCCUCAGAUCCGCCUGAACCGCCUCCUGACCAUGGACCCGGAGCUCCUGGAGCAGCAGGACGCCGAUCUGAGCCCGGAUCGGCAGGACGCCACACCGGGCCACGACGACCCGGCGGCCCCCGCUGCUGCCGGCAAGGCCAAACAGUACUACCGCCUGUGGCUAAUGCCUUACCUGUGGGUCGGCUUACACUUUGACCGACUCACGCUGCUGGCCCUCUUUGACCGGAACCGUGAGGUUGUGGAGAACGUGCUGGCUGUGGUGCUGGCGGUGCUGGUGGCUUUCCUGGGCUCGGUGCUGCUGGUCCACCACUUCUUUGCAGACAUCUGGGUCUUCCAGUUCUGUCUGGUCAUCGCAAGCUGCCAGUAUUCUUUACUGAAGAGCGUCCAACCAGACUCCUCCUCCCCUCGACAUGGCCACAACCGUAUCAUCGCCUACAGCCGCCCCGUCUACUUCUGCCUGUGCUGCGCUCUCAUCUGGCUCUUCCACUACAGCAGCCUGAGGACCGCCUCGUCCCGCUUCACGCUCUACGGCGUGGCGCUGACCGGCUCGCUCGUCCUCUCCUCCGCCAGGGACCUCGUCAUAGUCUUCACGCUGUGUUUCCCCAUCGUCUUCUUCGUGGGCCUGCUGCCACAGGUCAACACUUUCGUCAUGUAUCUCUUUGAGCAGCUGGACAUCCACGUCUUUGGGGGCAACGCCUCCACCAGCCUCCUGUCGGCGCUGUACGGCUUCCUUCGCAGCGUGGUCACCGUGGCGCUGCUCUACGCCUUCUGCUACGGCGCCCUGAAGGAGACCUGGGAGCCUCAUCACAUCCCAGUACUCUUCUCCGUCUUCUGCGGCCUCCUGGUGGCCGUGUCCUACCACCUUAGCCGGCAGAGCAGCGACCCCUCUGUCCUCAUAUCGCUGAUCCAGUCAAAGAUUUUGCCCAACUUGAGAGACAGCAACCCUGAAGACCCUCUAGCAGAGGUGCAGGACCCUCUUCCCGAGAAGCUGAGGGCCUCAGUGAACGAGCGUCUGCAGUCGGACCUGAUCGUCUGCGUGCUCAUCGCCGUGCUCUACUUCGCCAUCCACGUCAGCACCGUCUUCAUCGCUCUGCAGCCCUUCCUGAGCUACGUGCUGUACGCCUUGCUGGCCGCCGUGGGGCUUCUCGCCCACUACCUGCUGCCUCAGGUCCGCAAGCAGCUGCCCUGGCACUGCUUCUCACACCCGCUGCUCAAAACCAAGGAGUACUAUCAGUUUGAGGUCAGGGGGGCGGCACACGUGAUGUGGUUCGAGAAGCUUCACGUGUGGCUGCUCUUCGUGGAAAGGAACGUCCUCUACCCGCUCGUCAUCCUCAACGAACUGAGCGGCAGCGCCAGAGAGCUGGCCGACCCCAAGAGACUUGACACGGAAGUGGGAGCUCUGAUGAUCACGGUGGCGGGCCUGAAGCUGCUGCGCUCGUGCUACAGCAGCCCCACCUAUCAGUACAUGACCAUCCUCUUCACCGUGCUCUUCUUCACCUUCGAUUACCGGCAUCUGUCAGAGACGCUGCUGCUCGACCUCUUCCUCAUGUCCAUCGUCUUCAGCAAGCUGUGGGAGCUGUUCUACAAGCUGCACUUUGUCUACACCUACAUCGCACCCUGGCAGAUCACAUGGGGCUCCGCCUUCCACGCCUUCGCUCAGCCUUUCGCCGUGCCUCACUCGGCCAUGCUCUUUGUCCAAGCUCUGGUGUCAGCCAUCUUGUCCACCCCCCUCAACCCCUUCCUGGGCAGCGCCAUAUUCAUCACAUCCUACGUGCGACCUGUCAAGUUCUGGGAGCGAGACUACAAAACCAAAAGAGUGGAUCACUCCAACACCCGACUGGCCUCACAGCUGGACAGGAAUCCAGGCUCUGAUGACAACAACCUCAACUCCAUCUUCUAUGAGCAUCUGACGCGCUCGCUGCAGCACAGCUUGUGCGGAGACCUGCUCCUGGGCCGCUGGGGCAACUUCAGCACGGGCGACUGCUUCAUCCUGGCGUCCGACUACCUCAACGCCUUGGUGCACCUGGUGGAGAUCGGCAACGGCCUGGUGACCUUCCAGCUGCGAGGCUUAGAGUUCAGAGGCACCUACUGCCAGCAGCGGGAGGUGGAGGCCAUCACGGAGGGCGUGGAGGAGGACGAGGGCUGCUGCUGCUGCGAGCCGGGUCACCUUCCGCACCUCCUGUCCUUCAACGCCGCCUUUGGCCAGCGCUGGCUGGCGUGGGAGGUGCUGGUCACCAAGUACGUGCUGGAGGGCUACAGCAUCACCGACAACAGCGCCGCCUCCAUGCUGCAGGUGUUCGACCUGCGUCGCAUCCUCACCACCUACUACGUCAAGGGCAUCAUCUACUACGUGAUGGUCUCACCCAAGCUGGAGGAGUGGCUGUCCAACGACACCAUGAAGGAGGGCCUGCAAGCGUGCGGCGAGAGGAACUACGUGGACCUGGAUGCAACUUUUAACCCCAACAUCGACGAGGACUACGACCAUCGGCUGGCCGGCAUCUCCAGGGACAGCUUCUGCGGAGUCUACCUGGGCUGGAUCCAGUACUGCAACUCUCGCAGGGCCGAGCCGCUGGACAGCGAGAGGGACUCGCCUGUGGUGCUGCUCUGCUUCGGGCUGUGUGUGCUGGGCAGGAGAGCUCUGGGAACGGCAGCUCAUCACAUGUCCAGCAACCUGGAGUCCUUCCUCUACGGGCUUCACGCUUUGUUCAAAGGAGAUUUCCGCAUCUCUUCGGCACGAGACGAGUGGAUCUUUGCUGACAUGGAGCUGCUGAGGAAGGUUGUGGUACCUGGCAUCCGAAUGUCCCUCAAACUCCACCAGGACCACUUCACGUCCCCCGAUGAGUAUGAGGAGCCGGCGGUCCUGUUUGAGGCCAUCUCCUCGCACCAGCAGAACCUGGUCAUUGCUCACGAGGGCGACCCGGCGUGGAGGAGUGCCGUGCUCUCCAACGCCCACUCGCUCCUCGCCCUGCGCCACGUCCUGGACGAGGGCACCAACGAGUACAAGAUCAUCAUGCUCAACCGACGCUACCUCAGCUUCAGAGUCAUCAAGGUGAACAAGGAAUGCGUGCGAGGUCUGUGGGCGGGCCAGCAGCAGGAACUGGUCUUCCUCAGGAACCGCAACCCGGAACGCGGCAGCAUCCAGAACGCCAAGCAGGCGCUACGCAACAUGAUCAACUCCUCGUGCGACCAGCCCAUCGGCUACCCCAUCUACGUGUCGCCCCUCACCACCUCGUACUGCGACUCCCACCCCCAGUUGGGACACGUCCUGGGCGGGCCCAUCAGCAUCGCAAACAUCCGAAACUUUGUUGUCAGCACCUGGCACAGAUUACGGAAAGGCUGCGGUGCCGGCUGCAACAGCGGAGGGAAUAUCGAGGAUUCCGACGCCGGGGGUCUCUCCUGCGCCGACUCGCAGCAGAGCUCCGUGUCUCAGGCCCCCCCGCACUCCUCCCAUCCUCGUGGCCUUGGCUCCAGCCAGAGUUCCCAGUCGGUCCAGUCGGGCCCCGUCCGCCACUCGCCCGCCCGAGCCUCCACGACCAGCCGGUCUUCGUCAUACCGCGGCGGCCGGCGCUCGUCGCCGCGUACGUCGGCAACAGGACCGGAACCGUGUCGCCGCUCGUCUGGCGGCCAGCCGUCUUCGCUCCCGUCUUCUCUGCAGCUGCGUCUAGGCUCCACCUCAGACCCGGCCGGCCCCGCCUCCUCCCUCUCCGGCCAUAGUGUCCCCCCGUGUAAGCGCCACACACUAGCGGGCCUCGUGACGGAUCCCCUCGGCCAGCAGCAUCUUCACCACCAUCAUCAUCAUCAUCACCCGCAGCAGCACAACCCCGCGGUGUCCUCCGUCAGGAGGGACGACAUCUCCUACAGAGUACAGAUUACGGACCCCGGUCAGGUGCUGGAGAACAUCAACGUGUCCAAACGCAAAGAACUCCAGUGGCCUGACGAGACGCUGAGACUGAGGGCGGGGCGCACCUGCUGGAGGGACUGGAGCCCCCAAGAGGGCAUGGAAGGACACGUCGUUCACCGCUGGGUGCCCCGCUGCCGAGACCCGGCCAAGCGUUCCCACACGGACAAGACCAUCCUGCUGGUUCAGGUGGAAGAUAAGCUGGUGCCCAUCAUGGAGACCGGCGUCAUCGAACUGGGAGCCGAGGUUUGACGGGAAAAAAACCAAACAAAAGGCAAGCGUCAUGGCCCGACCAUCUUCCUCCUCAUCUUCCUCCUCCCGCACCGCCUGCCUUGCUUUGCCAAAAUGCUGCAUGACGCUUCAACGUUGCUUCUUUUCUAUGCACCUCAUUCGACACGUCUGUGGAGGGGCGGAGAAACAUGGCGGCCGUAAGGCUUCCCCGCACACGUACCAACGUUUUCUUUUUUUUUUUUGGCUGCCAAGACGACCUUUCCAGUUGGACCUUUCAUUUUGUUACUCGGAAAACAGACAAAAGUUGCACUAUUUUAUUUUCUCCUUGUUGUUUUUCAGUCAUGCACUACAAUCAAUCUUAUUUAUGGACACGGACAUGACAUGGACACAAACAUGGCCACAAAACAUGAACAUGUCAUGGACACAAACAGGACAUGGACACGGACACUAUAUGGACAUGGACGCGACAUGGACAUGGACACAACCAUGACACGGACAUGACAUGGACACAGACAUGGACAUGGACACAGACAUGGACACGACACCUACAUGGACACGACACCUACAUGGACACGACACCUACAUGGACACGGACACAACCAUGACACGGACAUGACAUGGACAUGGACACAACCAUGACAUGGACACGGACAUGACAUGGACAUAGACACCUACAUGGACACGGACAUGACAUGGACAUGACACCUACAUGGACACGGACAUGACGUGGACAUGGACACAACCAUGACAUGGACACGGACAUGACACCUACAUGGACACUGACAUGGAAACCGGACAUGACAUGGAUAUGGACACAACCAUGACAUAGACAUGGACAUGACACCUACAUGGACACGGACAUGGAAACCGGACAUGACAUGGACAUGGACACAACCAUGACACGGACAUGACAUGGACAUGGACACAACCAUGACACGGACAUGACAUGACAUGGACAUGGACACAACCAUGACACGAACAUGACAUGGACAUGGACACAACCAUGACACGGACAUGACAUGGACAUGGACACAACCAUGACAUGGACAUGGACACAACCAUGACAUGGACACAACCAUGACAUGGACAUGGACACAGCCAUGACACGGACACGGACAUGGACAUGGACAUGGACAUGGACACGGACAUGGACAUGGAAACAAACAUGACACGGACACAAACAUGGACAUGACAUGGACACAAACAUGGACACGGACAUGGACAUGAAUGGCCAUGGUUACUGAUGCCUUGGAAAGGAACAUUUCCAAAAAUGUUUUCUUUAUUUCUUCUUCUUUCCUUGCUGAACUUGAAAAGAACUUUUUACUGUAAGACUAAUAUCCAUAUAUAUAUAUAUAUAUAUAAAUAUAUAUACAGUAUAUAUAUUUACAGAAAUAUAUAUAUCAUGUCAGUGUAUAAAGUAUUUGGUUUUGGAUAUUUAUUACUGUCAACAUGAUAUUUACAGAUUGUUACCAUCUUUUUUCUCCCUUUGCUUUUUG